Molecule: messenger RNA, 833 nt
Organism: Cuscuta campestris
Lineage: Eukaryota; Viridiplantae; Streptophyta; Magnoliopsida; Solanales; Convolvulaceae
Source: the annotation of a GenBank genome assembly
UAUCAACUCUUAAAUAGCUCUUCUUUCAAUUCAUUCAUGCAUUUAUUCUAUCUGCUGCAAUAUUAGUUUAUUUCUUACUUCGAAACCACAAUUCAAGAAAAUGCAAGGGAAAGAUAAAGGGUUUCUCUCUUCAUAUGGUGGGUAUAGUUGUCCUUCAUCGCCUCAAACUUACCCUCCACCACCAUUUCAAAGUUACCCUCCACAAGGGUAUCCACCACCUUCAUUUGGAGGGUAUCCACCCCAUGGAUAUCCUCCACCUUCUUAUCCCCAUCCCCCCGGCGGCCACCACGCUUUUCCGGCCAAUUAUUAUCACCACCACCAACCAGGAGGGCAUCUUGGGUAUGGGGCGUUAGCGGGAGGUGUUGCAGCAGCUGCCAGAUACGGGCAUCAUCACCACCUAGGGCACGGUGGCAGAUACUACGGGCACGGCAAGUUUGGGAAGCAUGGAAAGUUCAAGCUUGGAAAGUUUGGAAAGCAUGGCAAAUAUGGAAGAAUGCACUUUGGCAAAUUCAAGAAAUGGAAAUAGGUUAUCCAUGGCUGCAUGCAAAAUAAUAGAACUUAUCUCACGACUCGAAGUCGUUUUACCAAAAAAACAUCAAUUUAGUCGUUGUGCUAGUUACAUUUGUAAGGUGGAAACGGUCGGGGAGACGUGUUUGAUGAAACAUAAAACGUUCACGGACUAAAUUGAUGCAUUUUGUUGUAUGAAAACUAAAAAUAGUGUAUCCAUAAUGGAUGGACCUCCCAUGUACUUCAUUCAUAUACAGAUGAUGUAAUUGUUACUUCAAUAGCCAAGGUAGACGCCACAAGCAUAAUAAUGAAUCAACGUAGUCCAU